AUGCAAAUAAUAAAAAAAAUAUUAAACAUUAAUCUUGAUAGAAACACUGCUAACAGUGCUGCAACAGUUGCAAUGGUAAAGGAAUUAGCUCCUUACACUGUAAAUAAUUUGUACAGAGAAUAUUUCGAAGAAGUUUUUGAUUUUACUGAUGCAGCUAAUUGCAAAUUAAAUAAAAGCUCAUCUGGCGUUGUUUUUAAUUAUUUAAAAUCUAUUACUGGUGAUACUACAAGAGAUAUGGGUAUACCUAAUAGAACCAUAGAUGAUAUAAGAAAAGAAGGCUUAAAUAUUAAAAAUUAUAAAGUUAGUUUUUCUCCUACUGCUGGUAUACAAAAAUAUACUUUUUGUGUUAUUUUUUAUCUUUUGAGAAAUAGAAAUUUUAGUAUAAAGAAAAAAGAUAAAAAUUCUCAAAGUGAUUUAUUAUCUUUAAUCUAUAAUGGUAAUAACAACAAUUUAGAUUUAUAUAUUCAGGGAAAAUAUUUUAAACAUCUUUACUUUCCAAGUAAUUUUGAUAAGAAAAAAAUUAUUAUAUGGUUAACAGAAAAUGCUAACUCAAAUAUUACAAAAGUUAAAAUAAGUAACUACAGCGCAAUAUUAAGUGUGACAACCAAUCGUUACUCCCACGAACAAAAUUUUGAGUUUACAAAUCAAGAUGGAACGAUAAGCAAAAUAAUGUUUUCUCCAAACUUUUACAACACCGACUCUGUUGAAUAUCAUAAGAUAAUAUUACAAGAAAAGUUAAAUGGAAGUUUUAUAUUAUAGUGGAACCAACACCACAUUAAUAUAAACAAAAGAAUAAAAUGAAGGAUAUCUUUGAAUUCAAUCACAUAGAUAAAUCUCUGUCAGAAUCAGACGUUAAAACCCUCAAAGACUUUUAUAGUCACUACCACAAGAAAUACUGGUGUUUUAAGAAAUCGUAUAAGAGUUAUAAAUUUCUUGACGAUGUUUUUACAAUUUCUGGGAUAUGCUUGGUUGCGAUUGGAACUAUUGCUGGAGGAAUAACACUGAACCCUGUUGUUCUCGGAGUAGUAAAUGGAGCAGGAGUUAUUGUGGCGGGAAUUGGAAAGAAAAAUAAUCAUAAGAGAAAAAUUGAGAUGACAAGAAUUGCAUUCACUACUUAUGAAAAAGUACUUGUUGAACUGCGUGCAGCUCUUCGGGGAGAUGAGUGGGAUAAACAAGAGUUUGUUGAUCGCAUGAAGUUGGUAGAUGAAAUGAUAAUCGAUCAAACACCAAUAGCAGAUAGAUUUUCUAGUAGGUAUAGAAAAAAGUUCGGACUAAGUAAUCAAUAG
Messenger RNA from Porites evermanni, 1286 nucleotides. The record is from the annotation of a GenBank genome assembly. Lineage: Eukaryota; Metazoa; Cnidaria; Anthozoa; Scleractinia; Poritidae.